AUGUCUAAUACAAACUAAGGUUUAUUAAAUCCAAAAUACUCAUAUUAGUUAUUUCAAUAUAAACCAUUUAAAAAAACUUAAAAUGAUACAUACAUUUCUUAUCUUGAUUAAAAUGAGAAUACUGCUAGAAUCUUAUAGUCUCAUACAAUUAGUAUGAGCUAACAAUAAAACCAAUACCAUUCUGUGGAAGAAGAAGGAGAAGAAGAAUCAAGUUAGAUAACUUUUCAAUGUUUCUUUGGUUGUUGUAAUGAAAUAAUUUCUAAAUUAUUAUGUAUUGCUUUAGGUGUGUUUUUCUUUAAGUAUAGUGGCCCAUAAUUUGAUAACUUCUGUCCUAGUGAACGUUUAAGGAAAUGGAGCUUAAGCUUAAGUUUUGUUUUUUAUUAGUUGUGGAAUUUCAAUUAUAAAAAUUGUGGAAAUAUUCUGCUCGAAAAAAUAAAGUGUAGCUACAUGCUUAGAAAUUUGUAAUCUAAUAACAUUAAUAAUUCACAUAAUUGCCCUGGAUACGUAUUCUUCCAGUGA
This is a messenger RNA of Tetrahymena thermophila SB210, 519 nucleotides long. RefSeq lists its product as hypothetical. NCBI's taxonomy places the organism in Eukaryota, Ciliophora, Oligohymenophorea, Hymenostomatida, Tetrahymenidae. The transcript has a single exon. The record is from RefSeq and is a predicted model, not a curated record.